Batrachochytrium dendrobatidis JAM81 is the source of this 879-nucleotide messenger RNA. RefSeq lists its product as uncharacterized. Bases 1 to 879 code for a protein of 292 amino acids. Gene Ontology annotation, cellular component: IRE1-TRAF2-ASK1 complex. Gene Ontology annotation, molecular function: ATP binding; protein serine/threonine kinase activity; RNA endonuclease activity. Gene Ontology annotation, biological process: protein phosphorylation; IRE1-mediated unfolded protein response; mRNA processing. The record is from RefSeq and is a predicted model, not a curated record. NCBI's taxonomy places the organism in Eukaryota, Fungi, Chytridiomycota, Chytridiomycetes, Rhizophydiales. The transcript has 2 exons.
AUGCGAAUUGUUCAUCGUGAUCUUAAACCGCAGAAUAUUUUGAUUGGCGGGCCAAAAAACAAAAAGGAUUUGAAGCCGCGUAUUCUGAUUUCGGAUUUCGGAUUAGGAAAGCGGCUGGCAGACGAUCAAUCAUCAUUUCACAAUACAGCUGGGUUUGGAGGUGGAACAGUGGGUUGGAGAGCACCCGAUGUUUCUACCGUCUCUCAAAUACGUAUUACUCGCUCAGUUGACAUUUUUGCCUGUGGAUGUAUCUACUACUAUGUGCUCACAGGAGGAAAACAUCCUUUUGGAGAAAAGUUUUUACGGGAAGUCAAUGUUCUUCGUGGCAACUACCGGUUGGAUGGUUUAGAUACGAUCAACGAUGGAGUGUUGGCUAAAGAUCUGAUUAAACGUAUGAUUGGAAAAGAUCCGCGGAAACGACCCGAGGCACAUGAAGUCAUGCGACAUCCGUAUUUUUGGACUCCAUCGGAGCGUCUAUUAUUCCUUCAAGACAUAUCUGACCGCCUAGAAGUUGAAAAACGAGAUCCCAUAUCACCUUUACUCAAGUUCUUUGAACGUGGUGGGGCAAAAGUGACGGGUGGUGACUGGACCACCAAACUUGACAAGAUUGUACAUGAGAGUCUUGUUCAGCACCGUACGUACGAUGGUGCAAGCGUACAAGAUCUGUUACGCGCAAUUAGAAACAAAAAGCAUCACUAUCAAGACCUGUCAGCGCCUGUUCGAAAGCUUGUUGGUGUACUGCCUGGACCUUUUUGGUCGUAUUUUGAAUCCCGACUUCCUCAUCUAUUAUUACAUUGUUAUUCUUGCGUAGGGGCCAGCAAGAUUUUGAAAAAGUCGUCCACACUCAAAGUGUAUUUCGAACCUUUACUGCUGGUCUAA